Messenger RNA from Branchiostoma belcheri (Belcher's lancelet), 1233 nucleotides. RefSeq lists its product as uncharacterized. Lineage: Eukaryota; Metazoa; Chordata; Leptocardii; Amphioxiformes; Branchiostomatidae. The record is from RefSeq and is a predicted model, not a curated record. Bases 289 to 1233 code for a protein of 314 amino acids. The transcript is spliced from 2 exons.
AUGACCUAGACCAUCAGGCAAAAGUACUAUACACCACAAGGGCCUUGCCUACAUAAUAUAUGUGAACAAAGCAUCAUGGGACAUUAGAGUUGAGAACAUCUGGAGUACUUGUAGAAUAAAGUUUCAAGACGACUCUCACUCCGACUGAUCUAUCUGCUUGAAUCGAGCGUCUAUGAUAGCCAUCCAUAGACAAGAACGCACAACAUGGUGGCAGCGGUAAACCAUUGUUAAGAGGGAGAGGAAGAGAGAAGACUGUGCCAGGGCAUUCCUCGGAAAAACAGACCCAGGAUGGCAGCAGCAAACGGACACCUCCACCCCUCCAUGAACUGGGAUGCCGAUGACCUAGUAGAAGAGUACAAGAAAUUCAAGCAGAAAACAGAACUGGCCUUCAAGAGCUUCCUGAAAGACACAGAACCAGAGCAACAGGUGAGCUACAUUCUGUUGUGGGUUGGAUCCCAAGGUCUCGACUUAUUUAACAGCUGGGAAUUCACGGGAGAAGACGCGGGAGACGCUAAGAAGCCAGACAAAAUCCUAGAGAAGUUUGAAACACAUUUGGAGCCCAAAACAAACCAUAGGAUCUAUCGGUAUGAAUUCCAGGGCAUACAACAGAAGCCCGACGAGCCCAUUGAUGACUACAUAGCAAGAUUGAAAAACGUAGCAAAGAAAUGCAAGUUCAAAGACGAUGCAGAAAUAAAGGACAGAUUAGUUGACCAACUGAUCUGGGGCUGCAUACAUAAGAAAGUACAGAAAACCCUCGUGGGGAAACCUGACCUGACACUGAAGGACGCCAUGGACACAGCCAGGGCCUUUGAAGCGACCCAGAAACAGAUGUCCUCUCUAUCCAUGCAGACAGGCACGUCUAGCAGUAAUAGGGUAGAUGUAGUCUCAAAGAAGACAUACCAGGCAGGGUCCAAACAGAAGCAACCCCACAUGUACAAGACGUACAAACAGAGUACAAAGAGCUGUAGAUAUUGUGGUAACACACACGAGUUUGGUGACAGGGCCAAAUGCCCAGCAUAUGGAUCUAAUUGCAAUGCAUGCGGCAAGCCAAACCACUGGGGGAAAAUGUGCCGAGCAAAAAACAGACCUCAGCCUACCCAGAAUAAGCCACAACAACCCAGAAGAUAUGGGAAGCAUAAGCAAAGGCAUGUCCACCUCCAAAGAGAGGAUCAGCUCAGCUCAGAGUCAGAAGGAGAAUCCCUGACAAUUGGUACAAGCUCAGAGAGAAGCUAA